This is a messenger RNA of Lucilia cuprina (Australian sheep blowfly), 936 nucleotides long. RefSeq names its product transmembrane protein 50B. Bases 100 to 558 code for a protein of 152 amino acids. The transcript has 4 exons. Lineage: Eukaryota; Metazoa; Arthropoda; Insecta; Diptera; Calliphoridae. The record is from RefSeq and is a predicted model, not a curated record. Gene Ontology annotation, biological process: late endosome to vacuole transport via multivesicular body sorting pathway; protein targeting to vacuole.
CACUUUAAUAUAUGUCGACGCAGGACUUUGGUCAUUAGUCAACAACAAAGAAAAAAGUUUUGCAAAUUUUUACAAUUUUCUUAAAUAUUUAUUACAAAAAUGAGUAUAUUGGAAAAUAUUAAAUAUUGGUUCACAUCGGAAACGGCCCGUAACAAAAAUUCUUCUUUAAUUGCGGGUUUAUUGUUCUUUGCAGGAUGGUGGACAUUAAUCGAUGCUAUGUCUGUCGAUGAAAAACAUCAAAUAACUACGGGCCAAGUUUUUAUUGGUGUCUUUGGUACGCUAAGUUUCUUUAUGGUUAAUACUGUAAAGAAUUCGCAUAUAUCAGAGGAUAACACUUCGGAAUCUGGUGCCAGAAUUGCUAAAAUUUGGCUUUUAAUAGGUUUCGUUAUGGGAUUUGCAUCCAUUAUUGCUGCAGUUUGGGUAAUGAUUGAUGACUUCAUCAACAAUCCUAAGAAAGACUCCAGCUUAGGUGUGGCUUUACUUAUGCAAAAUUUUCUAAUAUUAUUUGCCAGUCUUACCUAUAAAUUUGGACGUGAUGAGGAAGUCUGGGCUGAGUAAAUAGUAACAAAAAUGCAUAAAUUAUUUUAUCUAUCGAAAUUAUAUCUUUAAAUAAUAUAACAUAACCAAUCAACAUUUUGCAAAAAUUCUAUCUAAACUAAAUAAUUGUGCAUCUAUUUCAAUAUUACUAAGUUGCAUAGAAUUUUUUAAUUAAAUAACAAUAAAACUAAUAAUCAUGUAAUCUCACUAUUGUAAUUGGCAAUGUCCUGGUAGUAUUAACAAAAUAAGCUCUAUGUGUAUAACUUAAGGAAAAACCUAAAGAAAAGAAAAAAUUUGAAUAAAAGUCAUAAUGGAAUUUAAGACAAUUUGUGCUAAUACAAAUUUUAAAUAAUAAAAGUUUAAUUGUAUUAGAGCGCAAUAUAUAAUUAUGUCGAUUAA